This is a messenger RNA of Ostreococcus lucimarinus CCE9901, 1035 nucleotides long. RefSeq lists its product with no specific name. Gene Ontology annotation, biological process: regulation of DNA-templated transcription; DNA-templated transcription initiation. The record is from RefSeq and is a predicted model, not a curated record. Gene Ontology annotation, molecular function: sigma factor activity; DNA binding. NCBI's taxonomy places the organism in Eukaryota, Viridiplantae, Chlorophyta, Mamiellophyceae, Mamiellales, Bathycoccaceae. The coding region runs from base 1 to 1035 and encodes 344 amino acids. The transcript has a single exon.
AUGUCCAAGCAGUUGACGCGCACGAGCAAGCGCCUGGCGACGGAUUCCAUGCGAUCGUAUCUCAAGGAUAUCGGUUCCGUCACGCUCUUAAACGCCGGUCAAGAGGUCGAACUCGCCAAGCGCAUUCAAGAUUUGAUGCAUUUGGAGAGCAUUCGCGAAAACCUCGUCGAGGAGACGGGUCCUGGCGCCGAAGUCACCGACUACCAGUGGGCGUCGGCGGCGGGUUUAAACGUGCAGGCGCUCCAUCAGCGUUUGCGCGACGGUAAGUCGGCGAAGAACGAGAUGAUUCAAGCCAACUUGCGCUUAGUGGUCUCCAUCGCGAAGAAGUACGCCAACAGUAACAUGAGCUUCCAGGAUUUAAUCCAAGAAGGGUGCGUCGGUUUGAUUCGCGGGGCGGAGAAGUUUGAUUUCCAACGCGGGUACAAGUUUAGUACGUACGCGCACUGGUGGAUUCGCCAGGCGGUGACGCGUUCGAUUAGCGACCAAAGUCGCACGAUUCGCUUGCCCGUGCACUUGUUUGAAAUCAUCUCCCGCAUCUCGAAGAUGGAGCAAAAGUUUGCGUUGCAUAACGGUCGCAACCCGACGACGGAGGAAAUCGCCGCAGAGAUGGAUAUGUCGGCGGAGAAGAUUACUCAGAUUAAAAAGGCUGCGCAAGCGCCCGUGUCGCUGGCUCAGACCAUGGGUGGAGAUAACAAAGGACGCACCGUCGAAGACACCCUCGUGGACGUCACCGCGGAGGGCCCAGAGAAGGUGAGCGGCAAGUCCCUGUUGAAGGAGGAUUUGGAAAACGUACUGAACACGCUCAAUCCGCGCGAGCGGGACGUGUUGCGACUUCGGUACGGAUUAGAUGACGGUCGCGUGAAGACCCUUGAAGAGAUCGGGACGGUGUUCUCCGUCACUCGCGAGCGCAUUCGACAAAUCGAAGCCAAGGCUCUUCGAAAGUUGAAGCAACCGUCGAGGAAUUCGAUUUUGCAAGAGUACUUCGCCGACAGCGACGCGUCCUCGUUACCGAAGCCGCCGCCGAUGAACCCGUAG